CGAGCGGGCGCAGGGCUCGUGACGCCGGUGGCGGCCGCGGCAUGUGAUGUUCAAGAGACACGCGCUGCGGCGGCGGCUGGCGGCCGCGGGCGCCGCCGCCGUCUCCGAUGAACAGGUGCGGCGCCUGGCACGGGCCUUGGAUGCGGGCGCCGCCAGCACCGAGUGCGUGCCGGGCCCCGGCGGCGCCCAGCUCCGGCUAGCCGCUAGUCGCGCCUUCCGGUUCCCCGACCUCCGUGAGCUGGGAGAGCUGCGAAGGCUUCCACUGUGCACCGACCAGCACUGUUGCAACCCUUACCACUGGAGCCGCCUCUGCAAACCCGAAACCCCUCCUCCACCAUACAGCCGGUUCGCAAUGGAUGACGUCAAGCCUAGAGAUCACACCGAGAGGACCGAGGAUGCCAGGAGGACUGAUCACGAGCGGCUACCCACUGGCUCACUCGCUACUGAUGGCGAAGAAAAACCAAGCUGGGAGUCAGAGUGGUGUCGCCUAGCAUACUGGGAGCUAACGCAGCGUGUUGGACGACAGUUCGGCGUGCGCGUGAGAGCGGUUGAUGUAUUUGGUGGGGACGGUGGAAGAUGUGGUUCGAAUAGACACGGGCUGUGUCUAGAUGCGCUGGAGCAGAGAAGUGAUGUGCCACAGGCUGAGCAGGUGAAAAAGACGCGAGAAAAAAUCGGUCUAGGUGUCACCCUGUCACUAGAGUCCGAUGGAGUCUGGCUGUACAACCGCAGCCAAGAACCUGUCUUCGUCAGCUCUCCAGCUCUCGACGCUGCUGCUGCCAAAGCCCUGUUGGUCUGGCGAGUCGCUCCAGGCCAUUGCCUAUGCGUGUUCGAUCCUGCAUUACCACCUCCAGCGGUGUCUUUGCCGCAUAUUGGACCUGUAGAUCCACGGUCUGUGAGGAUCUCCUUUGCGAAAGGAUGGGGUCCGAAGUACUCCAGGAGGGACGUCACAGCCUGCCCGUGUUGGUUGGAGGUGCUUCUAGCCCCGCCUAGCUGACGUAAAGACUAAAGUGAUGGGUUUCUGUGUUUGUUUUGGUUUGUUACAUUGAGGUGGGGUUUUUUGAACAUAAAAAAAUUAACAAGUCAAUAAUGAAUGCUCUUUUUGUAAGCUUAGUGUGCGUUAUUAUAUGCAGAACCAUUUGAAUUUCAAAUAAAUCUGCACCUCAAUUUUAUCAAACAAAAUAAUCGCGUCAAUGUGAACAGUGGAAAUAGACCAAAAAAGUGAAGUGAGCUGACAUUUUGAAAUAGUAGACUGUGCAAACAAUUUUUGUUUAUUGUUGAAAUUUUGUAUACUUACCAAGUCUUUGAUGCUAUGAAAAUUAUGGAACGUAGAGUUUUGAUAAUUUUGAUAGUACUCGAGCACAUUUAAUAAUAACAGUGCACCCAAUAAUUGCACUACGAUACCCCCGCAGAAUGAAUUUCUUUUGGGGCAUAAUGGUACAUAAAAUAUUUAGUUCAAAAGUUGUUUAUUUAGUAAACAAUAAUAAUAUUGACUAAAAAUACUGUUUUUAAUAUAAACUAGUCUAUAUCUAUGUAUUUAAUACAUAGAAAGUAUGUGAGAGUCAAGCACUCACACGAAAUGAGGCCUUGUUGUAGUGAUUUGAAUAUUGUGAUUAAAACAUUUUGUCAUGAAUUUAUUCCGAAUUCUAAAUAUUAUGAAAUUGGUCAAUGAAAAUUUAAAAGAAAGCAGUGGGCGUUUAGAGUUAUAAUGACUUUUGCAUUUCGUCCAUCGUAAUUCAUUAUUUCAUAAAACAUUUCAUUAAAAUCAUAAUCGAGGAUCAUUAAUAAUAAUAAAAUAACAUUUUUUUUGUAAUAUUACUCGCUCAAAUUGGAAUAGCCAAUUUUGGUGUGGAGUAAAAUUUAUUGCCCAAUGUUUUCUUUCGGAAUUUCCUCUGCCUUUACAAUUUUGAGGCCUUAGAAUUAUGGGCCACAUGCACCAUUGUCAUAUGUAUACAAUUGUAUAAUAUUGUAUAAAACUCGGCUUUAAGACAUCGCGAGACUGUAUAUAUAAAAAUAUAUGUACUAUAAAUAUUUGUAAUUAACUACCUAUUUAUAAUUAUAAAAUUAUGCCU
Messenger RNA from Hyposmocoma kahamanoa, 2069 nucleotides. It is a transcript of the gene Dad, whose product is annotated as mothers against decapentaplegic homolog 6. The coding region runs from base 47 to 994 and encodes 315 amino acids. Gene Ontology annotation, biological process: regulation of transcription by RNA polymerase II; cell differentiation; anatomical structure morphogenesis. The record is from RefSeq and is a predicted model, not a curated record. Gene Ontology annotation, cellular component: heteromeric SMAD protein complex. Gene Ontology annotation, molecular function: transcription regulator inhibitor activity; I-SMAD binding. The transcript is spliced from 5 exons. NCBI's taxonomy places the organism in Eukaryota, Metazoa, Arthropoda, Insecta, Lepidoptera, Cosmopterigidae.